AUGAUGGGGUUUGUACAUUUGAUCUUCCUAUCUACCUUCCUCUCGGUUUCCAUGAUGUCUGAAACAUUUGAUGCAAUGGAAGGUGAGGCUUUAGUUAUAAAAUGUCCCCGAUGGAGUUCAUCUGUGAAGUUCACCUGGUAUCACAUGGAUACUAACAAAAUAAUUCCUGCAGAAGACGAGGGAUCACGAAUAUUUUCUUUAAAACAAUUUCUUUGGUUUCUGCCAACUUCUAGAGAGGAUUCUGGAAACUACACUUGUGUUAUACAUUUUUCAAAUAAUCGCACAAAGUCGUUCAACAUGAGUGUGCAGGUGCAUCCAUACAAGCAAGGAGUAUGUUUCCCAAGUCAAAUUCGUUACCCAAAUGACACUGGAAGAGGAAAAAUUGUUUGUCCUACAAUUGACAAUUAUAAGAAUGCUACUAUCAUCCAGUGGUAUAAGGACUGCAAACCUCUUCAGGGACAGAGAUACUUCCAGGGAGAAAAAUAUAUUUUUGUUAACAACCCAAGGAAGGAGGACGAUGGUUAUUAUACUUGUCGAUUUAUCUACAUUCAUAAAGGAAACGUGUUUAAUGUAUCAGCAACAAGGAUUUUCAUAAGUAAGGCAAAGCACUCACCACUACCUCCUCAAAUUUUAUUUCCAAAGGAUAAAGAUAUAAUAGAAGUGGAUCUUGGUGCUGCUUUGUCUCUGAAAUGUCAGGCUCGCCUGGGGAUUAAGAAACAGCCACUAGCUGUUGUCACAUGGGAUGUGGACAACAUCUCGGUGAAAUAUUUAGAUUUUUCAAGAUUUCAUGAAAAAACUCAUUUUUUUGAAGGACAUGAGCAAGAAUAUUACAGAGAGACCACUUUGCAUAUUACUGAAGUAAAAAAGGAGGAUCUGCAGGCAAAUUUUACAUGUGUGGCGUUAAAUGAAAUGCACAACACAAAGGUCACGGUGACGUUACAACUCAAAGCACAAUUGGGUCUUCCUAACAUCCUCUUGAUCAUAGGAUGUCUAGUUCUGCUAGUUGCAAUAGCAGUCUCUGUUAUACUCUAUCAGUUCUUCCGAGUUGAUAUUGUCCUAUUGUAUCGGGAGAUAUUUCAGCCCCACUCAAUCAAGGAUGAUGGGAAGAUAUAUGAUGCAUAUGUUAUCUACCCUAGAAGCUACACCAAUGAAGCUAAUUUUGUGGAAUACUUUGUUUACCAACUCAUGCCAGAUAUUCUAGAAAAUAAAUGUGGAUAUAAACUGUGUAUUUAUGGGAGAGAUAUAUAUCCUGGAGAAGAUACAGCCAGUGCAAUUGAGAAAAGGAUGCAGAAGAGCAGACGGCUGAUCAUCCUCCUAACACACCAGCUGAUUAAUUGUAAAGAACCUGCUUAUGAUCAACACAUUGCUUUAUACAAUGCCCUCAUUCAAAAUGAUGCAAAGGUGAUACUGCUGGAAAUGGAGACAAUUGGGACUUAUGAGAAGCUUCAGGAAUCUCUUAGGUUUAUUAUUAAGCAGCAAGGUACUGUCAAAUGGAAAGAGCAGCACACUGUGCACCCACAGUCAUCCAAUUCUAAGUUCUGGAAACAAGUGAGGUACCAUAUGCCAAUGACGCUCAAGUCCUCAUACUCAGCUAAUGCUGGGUGA
Molecule: messenger RNA, 1605 nt
Organism: Pterocles gutturalis (yellow-throated sandgrouse)
Lineage: Eukaryota; Metazoa; Chordata; Aves; Pterocliformes; Pteroclidae
Gene: IL33R
Product: interleukin 1 receptor-like 1
Exons: 10
Coding region: 1-1605 (534 amino acids)
Biological process (GO): signal transduction
Molecular function (GO): interleukin-33 binding; interleukin-1 receptor activity; interleukin-33 receptor activity
Source: RefSeq, a predicted model, not a curated record